AUGGGCAAACGCGUCGUCUUCACCGGCGGCUCCGGCGUCGCAGGCCGAUGGGUGAUCCAGGAACUCCUUCGUUACGGUCACGAGGUGAUCAACCUCGACAUCGUCCCUCUCGACAACCCCGCCGUCCACACGAUGAGAUGCGAUGUGAGCGAUGCCGGCCAGGUCUACAGCGCGCUUCACACUCAACUCCGCCUCAGCCAGCCCCUCGAGAAGUCUUCGAUCCCUGACGCGGUCAUCCAUUUCGCCGGCUACGCCCGGCCGCUCCUUGCUCCUGAUAAUGAAAUCUUCAAGACAAAUGUCAACAGCAUCCACAACGUCGUUGAGGCAGCAUGCAAAUUGGGCAUUAAGAAGGUCAUUCUGGCGAGCAGCGUCUGUGUCUACGGUGUCACCUUUGCCGAGGAGCGGCGCCAGUUCACCUCAUUUCCCAUCGACGAGGAGACCGACUGCAACCCCACGGAUCCUUACGCGCUUUCCAAGAUCGUGGGAGAGACCAUUGCCAGAAGCUUCGCGAGUCGGUUCGGCGUGGAUAUUUACUGUCUUCGCAUUGGUGCUGUCAUUGAGCCUGAGAAGUACGCCGAGAGCUUCUCUGGCUACAUCAACCAGCCAGAGUCCUGGGAUGUUCACGGAUGGUCCUACAUUGAUGCGCGAGACCUCGGGCAGAUGUGCCAUCUCGGGCUUGAGAGGAACGGAUUGGGCUGGCAAGUGUUCAAUGCCACGAACGACGAGAUCACAAAUACGGAGAACACGACUGCGUUCCUGAACCGCGUGAGCCCGUCGACACCAUUUACGCGGGAGAUGGGAGAGCGUGAGGCGCCAAUGUCGAAUAGGAAGAUUCAAGCAAUGUUGGGAUUUAGGGAAGAGCAUCCGUGGAUGAGGUACAUUCCCAUCACCAAGAAGACGGUAUGA
Colletotrichum gloeosporioides is the source of this 906-nucleotide messenger RNA. RefSeq lists its product as uncharacterized. The transcript has a single exon. The record is from RefSeq and is a predicted model, not a curated record. The coding region runs from base 1 to 906 and encodes 301 amino acids. Lineage: Eukaryota; Fungi; Ascomycota; Sordariomycetes; Glomerellales; Glomerellaceae.